This is a messenger RNA of Lotus japonicus, 4359 nucleotides long. RefSeq names its product LEAF RUST 10 DISEASE-RESISTANCE LOCUS RECEPTOR-LIKE PROTEIN KINASE-like 2.1. The record is from RefSeq and is a predicted model, not a curated record. Gene Ontology annotation, biological process: protein phosphorylation. The transcript is spliced from 3 exons. Bases 2270 to 4156 code for a protein of 628 amino acids. Gene Ontology annotation, molecular function: polysaccharide binding; protein kinase activity; ATP binding. Lineage: Eukaryota; Viridiplantae; Streptophyta; Magnoliopsida; Fabales; Fabaceae.
GAUAAACCUGUUAGGAAGAUCACUUUGUUUUAAAGUUAGCACUACAAAAGGUUGAAACAACAACAGUUCAACUCAAGACACUAUAGCUCAUAAGAAACCACUGAAGUAUUUAAUCUGCAUUGUUAAGAAGAGCAUAGGAAACUACAAAGUCUAGAGUAACUAGUAAUGCAAGCAUGUUCAGCUUAUACAAUUAGUGGUCCAAAAAAAGAAAUUACAAUGUGUGGAAGAGCAUAUUUGAUGGCUCUUCCACAACCCAAAAACUUCCUCCCGGGGUUCAUUUCAGUUUUAGAAACUGGCACAGAACACCACAAUAGCAUAUAGUUGGCUGUUGUCUACGAAAAUAGAUGAUGAACUUCUUGAACCAGAAGAAGAGGAAUUCUCCAUGGCAAUCACUACCCACAAUGAUUUCUAUAAAUCAAAUAGACACAGUACACAUUUUAAGCUAAGGUUUCUACACUCAAACUUAAAAUUAGCUACACAUAAAAAAGUUGCAAGAUUAACAAAGCGUGAGUCUACAAAGAAGAAGGAAACCCAUUAUUCCAAGCAGAAACAUGCGAGCAGAGGAGAAAGUAAAAUACAAGAGAUUGAAGAAAUCGUACCGUACUACCGUGGGAGGUUGAAGAAAGCAAUCUACUUUGUACUCAUUUAAUAAAUGCAUAUUUGUGCACAUUCUAAGACAUAAAAGUUAACAAUUAGGCCAACAUUGCUUAUGAAGAGCUUUACCCAUUAUAGUAGACAUAUCUAAAAUAUAAUUGUUUUGGUAGAUGAUACACUAAAUCAUAUUUGGAACAACAAUAGAAUAUAUUGAUUCUCCUUAAAUAAAAUUGUAUGCAUGGAAAAAAUCAUCUUAUGAGAGUUAGUUAUUACAAGUACGUGAAUAUUCUCAACUCGAAUAAGUGACUCAUAAGAAUCCUAGCUUAGAAAACUUUACAGAUGUCCUACCACCACCCCCUUUGCAGCGGUGUCCCCCCACCCCCUUAAGGGGUUCUCCCUCAUUUUAUGAGACUUCUUCUCCAUGAUAGGUGUUUUUUCCACCGUAGGCGAAUUCUCUAUCACAAUAAGUGAUUUUGCUACUCCAAUAAGUAAGUUUUUUUAUCCUUUUUGUGUGGAUUUCUUACAUUCUUCCAUCCACUAUCUCUAUGGCCACCACUACAAUCUUCUAGCUCCCCUUGCCGCCUCUAUCGCAAUCUCAGCCGCUACCAUCUCCGCCAUUUCCGCCAACAUCUAUAUCUCCCUCCUUUGUUUUAUUAUGUUGUUUUGUAUGGUCUAUACUCAAGUUGUCCUCCGUUUUCGUGUUCACAACGAUGUCGGCUUGAAAUCAUUUGAUGUCGUUGAAUUUGUGAUUUGGCUUCUUUGGAAGCUACACAAAUUGCAACGCUGUCAGAGUCGGAUGAGUUGUAAAUAUUGGAGUACGGAUUAAAAUGGAAAAAAAAAACUAUUUUUGCUCAUAAGUCAGCAUAUCCAUUGUUGAAUCAAAGAGUUUAGGGGCUUUAUAUGACUUUUAGUAUGUUAAAUUAUUGUAUCGGUUCAAAAAAAGUUUGAGCAUGUACUGUUCUUAAUUUAUUUAUCUUAUUACAUUAUAUAUAAAUAUCACUCUGUGAACUUUUAUUCUUGCUUACUUAAUGUAAGUUAAUGUAAGUGUCGUUGGAAGUGUUUAUAGUCAAAAUACAAAAAACACAAGAGUGACUAUGUGGAAUUCAUUGAUAAAUGGUCUGAUAAAGAAAACAAUAGGUUGACAUUCAAUAAUUUUUUUCUUUUGGGACGAUACUCUUUGAGUGAGAACUUUUAUAUAAUGGUGAAGCUAGCUCUCCUUUUAAUGAUGACUUUUUUCCUAUAUACAAAAUUCGAAACAAUUGCAUAUUUAAGGGGAAUCAAACAUGCACGACUUCAAUCGACCACAUCUUUGGCACAUUCAUUUAUAUUUGGAUCUUAGUGAAGUCAUCUCUGUUUAUUUUUGUUGAAUGCCAAUGUGAACGUAAGAACUUUACAAAUAGGAAAUUUAUCAACUAUUUCUCCUCAUUUAUGAAUUGUCUUCUGCGUCACGUAACCUUCACUAAGAAAUUUCCAUCCUAUGACUUAUAGCUCAAGAGACUUGGAAACAAAAAUCUGACUAACUCCUCAACAUCAUCACAUAUAAUAAACCUUACCCUCUUCUUCCUACUCUGAAGUACCUAUAUCUCCAACAUUUCAGUAUAUAUCUGAGAAGAAGCAAGAUUUUGCUGGAUUAGUACUGAGUUCAACAGUUCAACAGAAAUCCAAAUAUUUCACAAUGUUCAAGCUUGCAUUUGCAUGUUUUGUUUCUGCUUUGUUUCUCUGCUUUAUCAUUUCCUCUGGCAGCCACAACACUUCAUCCUCAACAACAUGCCCCACUUACCGCUGCACAAAUGGACCUAACAUCAGUUACCCUUUCUGGCUAGCUAGAGGCUCCCCUCCUGAUCAAUAUUGUGGAUACCAAGAGCUUGGCCUUAUCUGUUAUGAUGGUGACCCUAUUUUCUCUCUACCUCCAGGAUUGUACUACUAUGUAAAAGAUAUAGACUAUGAAAACCAUAGUCUUAAACUGGUUGAUGCUGACACCGCAAACCAAACAUGUCCUAGGGCACUUCACAAUGUUCCUGUGGGGAACCUUCCACUUUCUCACUCCCCCUUGAACAAAAAUCUCAGCUUUUACUACAAUUGCAGUGGUUACCCUUCUGGGGUGCCUUUCAUUGAGUGUCUGAGUUCUGGGGUGAAUAGGUCUUUUGUGUUUGAGAUGGGGAAUGAGACUAAGGGUUUUGACUGGGAUGAGAAUUGCCAAGUUAAUGUUGUGGUGACUGUGAUGAAGGAUGAGGUUACAAGUGAUGGGUUGAUGAGUGAGUUUGCUGGGGCCAUGAAUGAAGGGUUUGUGCUUGAUUGGCAAACACCUACAAGUUGUGCUGAGUGUGAGGCCAGUGAUGGAGUUUGUGGCUAUAGUAACACCAAGAAGGAGUUGCUCUGCUUUUGCAAGGAUGGCAGUACAACAAGCAAUAACUGUCAAGGAGGGAGUAGCAGCAGUUCAUCAAGACUAAUUAUCGGUUCAAUAGCUGGAGGAAUUGGAGCACUGUUGAUAUGCAUCACAAUUUGCAUUUUUAGACGAAAAUUAUCACCAAUUGUGUCAAAACAUUGGAAGGCCAAAAAGGUUGAUCAAGAUAUUGAGGCCUUCAUCAGAAACAAUGGGCCUCAAGCCAUAAAAAGAUACUCUUACUCAGAGAUCAAGAAAGUGACAAAUUCUUUCAAAUCCAAACUGGGACAAGGUGGUUAUGGUCAGGUAUAUAAAGGGAACCUAAACAACAAUUGUCCUGUGGCUGUGAAGGUACUGAAUGCUUCCAAAGGGAAUGGUCAAGAAUUUCUCAAUGAGGUUGUGAGCAUAGGUAGAACAUCCCAUGUAAAUGUUGUUAACCUCCUUGGUUUUUGCCUUGAAGGCCAGAAGAAAGCUCUGAUAUAUGAGUUUAUGCCUAAUGGAUCACUUGAAAAGUUUACACACAAGAAGAACUUUGAAACCAAUUUGAGUUGGGAAAGGUUACACAAGAUUGCAGAAGGGAUAGCUAAAGGACUAGAGUACUUGCAUAAGGGUUGCAACACGAGGAUUUUACACUUCGACAUAAAGCCAAGCAACAUCCUUUUGGACAAAAAUUUCUGCCCCAAAAUCGCGGAUUUCGGGCUGGCGAAGCUAUGCUCAGAAACACACAGUAUCAUAUCUAUGCAUGAUGCUAGAGGGACUAUAGGGUACAUCGCACCAGAAGUGUGGAACAGAAACUUUGGAGGAGUGUCACAUAAGUCUGAUGUGUAUAGUUAUGGUAUGCUGAUUUUGGAGAUAGUUGGAGCCAAGCAAAACAUUAGAAAUGAAGCAAGUGAUUCCAGUGAGACAUAUUUUCCUCAUUGGAUAUACAAGCAUAUUGAGGUGGAGAGCAAUUUGGCAUGGCAUGAUGGUAUGAGCAUUGAGGAAAAUGAAAUUUGUAAGAAAAUGGUUAUAGUAGGACUGUGGUGCAUACAAACAAUCCCAUCUAAUAGGCCACCAAUGAGUAAGGUGGUUGAAAUGUUGGAAGGAAGCAUAGAACAGUUGCAAAUUCCACCAAAGCCAUUCAUGUUUUCUCCUACAAAAACUGAAGUGGAAUCUGGCACUACUAGUAACUCUGAUUAAUUUUCAAUUUCUGAUUAGUAGUAAUUUAGAGAGUUUUGUGUUUAGGGAAUUUUUCCUUACUAGAAAUGCUAUUAAAUAUUUUUUUUUCCUGUAUAGAUCUAAGACAAAGAGUGAAUUGGAGACCUGCUACUAAAUUGCAAUCUAACACACAAAAUGUCAACAUUUGAAUACUUUUCAUAUUGAUCUGCUGCACGCCUUUUUCA